AAUUGAAAAAAUGUUUAGCAAACACAAAAUGGUAAAGUACGCUUACGUGUAUAUGGCUAAACCUCUAGCACUUGGUGUGCCUGCAUUCUGCUUGGCAUGUUUUGGUAGCGAUAACUUGUUUACGACACCUACCACAAUGACUUGGUGGCAACAUAUUAUAACAGAAUGUCACAAAAGGAGUAUUGUAGUGCUAAGUUUUGGCUCAGACGGCGAUUCUCGUCUCUUAUCUGGUAUGCAGAUAUGUGCAGGCCUACAUGUGGAUUGUGCUCUACAGUUGAUUGAGUUUGGUAUGGAGAAGGGAGUUAAGAAUCUUGAUCUCCUCCAUCAUCAUCUUCAAACCUUAUACACCCUGGUGUACAAGUGUAAUGCUGACAGUCGACUGACCUUGACUAGACUACAAGCUAUGAGCAACUUGGAGGUUCUCACUCUAAUGUUGAAUGAGCCAUCGGGUCCUGAAUUUGUAAAAAUAUUCACCGAGUGUGUGAAUCCAUUUCUCUCUCGUCUCUCAUCUCUCCAUCCUGGGGUGGGGGAGCAGCUGCUAACAGAUUUUCUCGUGCAGCUGGCAAAGAAUGACCUUGAGCCUUGCUUGCUGCUGUUUCAACAGUCACCAGGACAGGGUGCUCAAGAGAGUGUGUUCAAAUCAGUCAAACAGACCGUGACUCUUGCACUGAGGGUAGUGUACGCCUGUGAAAGAGGUGAUCAGUUGUCAAUGGCAGAUGGUAUUGUGGAAUGUCUGCCAAUCACCGGACCUGCCUCAGGCGAUCUCUCCGACCUUGGUGCUCAAGUUGACCUUUUGAGGGUUCACUUAAUAGCCCUGGACACUUUGCAAGAGUAUGGAGUACAUAAACCAGUGCACUAUGUUAAAGAUAUUCAGAACGAUCCUGUUGAAGUGCAACAGUUGAUGAUCAAGUUGACAAGAGUUGCUAACAGGAGGCACCCUCCAUUGAGUGAGUCCGAGUGGAGGAAGUUGCUCCAAAACCUUCUUUCUUUGAGAUCACAAGUGUUCACCUGUGUGGAAAUUAGUACCUGCUACAAGGUUUUUGCGGAGAGCUUACUCUGCUCGGGACAAAAGACCAAUAUCAGCUUGGCCAGUCAAUUGCUAACCCUCUCCAGGGGGUCCCAUCGUAGACCACCCCCCACACAGCGUCUUCCUGCCUCAUCGUUCAACUACCGCCUUUCGUAUGAGGUGUCGUGUGAGCUGGUACUAAAUGCAACCAGGGAAUACUUCAACUCAGCAGCCUCACUUAUGGAUGAAGAUAUGGAUCUUGCAAGGUGCUGCCUUGAUCUGUUCUCCAGUCCAACAGCAGCAGUACAGACUGAGUGGAACCUUAUUGCCUCCAUGGGUCUCCUGGAUGACUUUGGUGUGAAUAUCCUUCCUCUUCAGGUUCGACUUACUGAGAACAAGUUGGACAUAGUGAGAAAUGUUUUAGACUCUUCACCCACUGCAUACAGAGACUACGAAAAAAUAACUCGACUGUCUCGUUUGCUGGAGGGUGCCGGGGAAAAUGGCUCUGCAGAGGACAAGAGCCUCACAGAAAGAACACUAAUACCCUCCGAGGGACACUCACUCAUCCUGAUUAUCCUGUCAGCUUUGCAGAAGCAUGAUAUGAAACUCGCUGAAAAUCUUUGCCAGCGAUUAGUUGAAAUGAAGUUUGCCCCGGCUUGGGAAAUUUGCAGGAAGGUAGCUAUUGAUAGUGAUUCAUUGAGCUUGGCCACCAAGAUGACAUUAAUGAACUUCUGCCUCACCUUCUGCCCCCCUGAAGAGAUAGAGUGCACCAUCUCUCUGAGACAAAACUUGCAAGUCCAGAGCCUUUUUAGUGGAUGUGUUGAGAAAACGAGCGUCAUCUCCACUAGAGGGCGUGGCAAGUUGUCGGGUCUUGCUGAUACAAGUGGUGCUACGACAGUUGUCAAGGGACUCAUGGAUAAAGGAAUGCAAAGCAUUGUCAAAAGUGCUGGGGCCAUGCAGCAACUCAUCAAGACUAGGCAAUCUCCUGAGCCACCCAACAAGCCUUUGGCUGAAAAAUCCUCUGAAGGCUUCAUCAGUAUUAUUGCAGAGCUUAGUAAGAUCGCUGAGUCAGCAACUUCCUCUCCUAAACAAGACAUUAAAAUCACAUCCCACCCGUUCUAUUCAACCCGAGUCUCAACCCCAUCAAAUGAUACCGAUGGUGAUGGUGGAGCUGAUGCAGCACAUUACUAUGGGGAUUGGGGCAUGCCUGGAGAUGUGGGAGUUAAACUAGCUGUUAACCAGGCGCUACUCUACGCUGUACAAGUGGCAAACGCCAUGGCAGCAAAAAAAGACAAGAAGAUGGAUUGUACUAAAGCUCUGUUGGAUCUGGCUGAGGAAUGCAGCUGUGUGGACACUCCUCUAAUGCUGGGAUAUUUGUUCGCCUUGCCUGAGGCGGAUUCUGCUGACAAGUUGCUCUCAACUUUUCCGAAGUCAAAACGUUCUUUUGAGCUGGCACUUUUCUAUCUGUCCCUGCAAAUCUAUGUCCAAUUUCUGCCAUCAUUUCGACCUGAAGAAAUUCUGUCUCAGCAAAAUCCUUACACGCACUCUCCCGCUGAGGUAAUGAAUCAUGUGAUAUGCCAAGUGAUGUCAUGUGACUCAACAACCUGGCCUGAGACGUUAAAACCACUGCUAGAACUACUGCAUAAAUACCAAGAGAAAGUUAACGAUCUCAAAGAAGCAGAGGAACUGCUUGGUCUCGGGUUAGGUAUUGAUACGGAUCAGUUUGAGAGUGACUCGGAAUACAGGCACAACAUUGUUCUUAUGCUUGCAAGAACACUGAGUAAGAAGGGAUUCACAAUUGCUUGCAAGUUGGCCAAACGGCACCACAUUCCUGAUUGGGAGGUGUACAUGGAGCUACUGGAAACACUCCUAACAACAUCCUCAUUGGAGUCCCAUGAAGUUCCUCGUAGAAUCAAGGACAAUAACGUCAUGAACGUUCUUUUAUGCAAUCCUCAGCAGACAUGUUGCAGACUGAACGAUAGUACAUAUGAGAAACUGCGUGGUACUAAUCUGACUGCAAUGUUGUCAUUUUACACUGCUCUGCAACAGUGUCUGGAUAAGGGUGCCACAAUAGAGACAAACAUUCCUGUGGCUACUCACAUUAGACUACUGAAGAAGUUAAAAGCCAAUGUUUCUGGUAUUAACUACAAGGCGUUGAUGUCUGGAGAGGUGAAUCCUCUGACCACCCUCAGCUCUGCUCUGACUGAUAACAAUGUACAUGUAGUUGCAAAAUUGGCCGACAAAAUACCAAUUAAAGAUGGUGGGUAUAUGAAUGCUGACAUGGUGUUUAGGGCGUACACAGAGAUCCUUUUCUGGAAAGGAGACAAACGACAACAAGAAACUGAUCCCAAUUCAUCACCUAAAUGGGUGCAUCGAUAUGAGGCGUGUCAAGAAUUUCUCUUGAAACUAGGUGUCGCUGAAAUAAGGCAAUUUGUGAAAAACAUCAUCUUCUCAGACCAGUCACUGAAGAUUGGUUUGAGCACUCGCUUGGAGCUGGUGAAAAGAUCUCAAAGGAUCUGUCAGACAAGAUUGAAGCAAGAGCCAAUGGACACCGGAUUUCAAGAGCUCAAAGCUGAGCUAGAAAUUGGCUGCAAACAUCUGAAAGUCCUCACCAGUACCGAGUUUGAGGAUAUCGCUACAACUUUUUCAAUUGAUGAGGAAAAGUGGGAAGAAUAUUUCACUGAACUGGACUUCUCAAUGUCAGACCCAAACAAGGUCCACCUAUUGUCUCUAAAGAUGCUGACAGACUCGUUUCCCAUUGAGCUGAUGCAGACAGUCCUCUCUCUCACUCACUCGGUCUCAUCCAACAAGCUCUCUGUGGCUGAUCUGAUACGAGAGGCACUGGAGGGGUGUGUGCAGGAGCUGUCACAUGACGAACCACAUAGGGACAGCACUGGCACUGCUCAUAUUGAAAAACUUGAGAAGAUCAUGGCCUCAGUUUCCAAACACGAGAGUAAAAGUGGUACUCUGGUCAGUAGCAAGCAGUUACUGGAAGUGUUGCAGCCAUUCUGUAGCAACAGCUCUUUCAGCGCCCACACACGAAGAACAGUGCUGCAAUUGAUAGAAAAGUAUCUCUACCUGUCUGAUGAAGAUGUUGGUCUGCUCCUACUCUACCAAACACAGUCUAUACUCUCUACCGAUUUCAGUUCAGAGGUGACGAUUGAAAACCUAUCAACAGAUGAGUCUCGAGACAAUUUCUUCUCCCAGCUUCUAAAAGAGGCCAGGAGCGUGGAUAAAGUAACAAAACUGUUCUCUCUAUUGGAAGCAUGGGCAAACUCAAGCUCAGUACCAACUCAGUCGUGGAUCGGCCUACUCACAGCAGCUGCUGAGAUGUCUGCAGCUGUCAGCAUUGUGCCCGUCAUAAGAGCGGGGUUGAGAAACAUUCCACCUCAGGUUGAUGAGAGAUUGGUGGAGUUGAUAUCCAAAUCCAGUUCAUCUGAAGCACUGAAGUUGAUUUUUGUCAGUUCCAGUCAAGAUAAUAUUAAGUCAACCAUACGGUCAAUGGUCGAUAUCUCAUUUCCAGAAGAUCUCAAUCUCUUGGAGCUCAUAGUCAUUACUGGCAGUGUGGCAGUUAUCAAGACAUUCCAUAACUCUUUAUACCUCCAAUUAUGUGAAUAUCUACAAAAAUCGAUGACAGUCGAGAAUCUAAACAUGCACCUUUUUGCGAGGUAUUUCCAAUGCUCUGAAUCAGAGCUACCAAAGAAAUUGAGUCUGGAUUGUCCCUCACUGCGUGUGAAGAGGGUAGCACAGCAGCUGUAUGAGGAGGGACUGGUAGUCGAUGCUGGGUCACUUCUGCUCAAGCUACAAGACUUUCACCCCACUGUUUCAACUCUAAAUGGGGCUGUUACAUUCAUCCGCAAACUAUUUUCAAACUAGUGAGUGAUUUAUCGUUACUUAUGCGCUAGGGCCGCCAGUAUACUGAACAUUGGACAUACAUGAAUCAGUCUGUUAGAAUUAGAAUUAUUAUGAUUGCUUAUAGUUACAAUUAUAGUGCAUCAUAAUCGUAUAGUAUUGUAUAGAUUCUACAAUAUAAUUAUGAAAACAAUCA
This is a messenger RNA of Halichondria panicea, 5054 nucleotides long. RefSeq names its product NBAS subunit of NRZ tethering complex-like. The transcript is spliced from 41 exons. Gene Ontology annotation, biological process: retrograde vesicle-mediated transport, Golgi to endoplasmic reticulum. Lineage: Eukaryota; Metazoa; Porifera; Demospongiae; Suberitida; Halichondriidae. The coding region runs from base 11 to 4882 and encodes 1623 amino acids. The record is from RefSeq and is a predicted model, not a curated record. Gene Ontology annotation, molecular function: SNARE binding. Gene Ontology annotation, cellular component: Dsl1/NZR complex.